AUGAAUAAAUUAACUAUUUUUGAUACCCAUUGUCAUUUAGCCGACAAAAAAUAUCACCACUCAAACCAACAUCCGAAAGAAAUUAUUCAAGCCGCUGAAAAAGCGGGAGUGAAACAUAUCCUUAAUGUUGGUUAUGACAAAGCAAGUAAUCAAAAAGUAAUCCAACAAUUAACGGAAUUUCCCAGUUUGUUUGGUGCCUUAGGCUUACACCCCAACACCUUAGCCAAAAAAUACGAUUUACCAGUGCUAUUACAUAUUAGAGGUGAAGCAGAAGAAAAGCAUAUAGAAGUUUUUAAUGAGACUUAUCAAAUAGUAAAAGAGGAACAAAUACAAAAAGGCAUUUUACAUUGUUUUACCGGAAAUUGA
Funneliformis geosporum is the source of this 366-nucleotide messenger RNA. Lineage: Eukaryota; Fungi; Glomeromycota; Glomeromycetes; Glomerales; Glomeraceae. The record is from the annotation of a GenBank genome assembly.